AGGAGAGAUUUCGUCAUAUAUGUUCUGAUGAAGAUUGUCCAUGGAGGAUACAUGCUUCCAAGUUAAAGGGUUGUAAUACCUUCAUGGCAAAGAAACUUCCAUUUGCUCAUACUUGUGGAAGUGCCAACAAAAGUGACAAGAAGAAAGGCAAAGCAAGAAUGGCAAACAAGAAUUGUAUUGCUGAUAGGGGGAAAGCCAUAUUGCAAGAGGAGGCCACACUUAGUGCAAAGGGUCUUAAAGAACGAUUGGAAAGGGAGUAUAAUAUGAAGUUGGAGUACAACAAUGUUUGGAAAGGGCGAUCUCGUGCACUUGCUGCCCUGAAUGGCACAUAUCAAGAGAACUUUCAGUUGUUGUGGAAUUUUAAGGCAGAAUUAAUGGUAGCCAACCCAGGAAGUGUGUGUGAAAUAGACAUCAAGACAGUCCGUAAGAAAGGUGGCAUCGUGCACUACUUCAAUAGGCUGUUUAUUGCAUUCAAGACAUGCAUUGUUGGUUUUUUGGAAGGCUGCGGAUCGUAUUUGGGGGUCGAUUCAACCUUUCUUACAGGGAAGUACACAUGACAGUUGGCUGCAGCUAUUGGUGUUGAUGGACAUAGCUGGAUGU
This is a messenger RNA of Brachypodium distachyon (stiff brome), 600 nucleotides long. RefSeq lists its product as uncharacterized. The record is from RefSeq and is a predicted model, not a curated record. NCBI's taxonomy places the organism in Eukaryota, Viridiplantae, Streptophyta, Magnoliopsida, Poales, Poaceae. The transcript is spliced from 2 exons. The coding region runs from base 84 to 557 and encodes 157 amino acids.